GGGGGAGGGCUGUUGGGUGGUCAGGAACGUCCCUAGGCUUAGGUGCAGCUGGAGUGUCAUGGGGGACCUGGCGUCGUCCCUCAGUUCCGAGUCGGGCAGAGGCCACGGAUGUAGGCCCUGGGCUCUGGGGCGGCCCCGCUCUGGGCUCUGCUUUCAGAGUGCUCGCGGAGCUGCUUUCCGCGGGGUAGGGGUGAGUAAGGCGCGGUCUGGCUGAGCUGUCUCCACGUCAUGUCUUAAUUUUCACCAAUAAAGCUGGGACCGGGGCCAUACGGUAAAGUCCUGCCCUCUGCUAGUGGACAUUUGAGGAGCAACGCUGUGCUCUCUGGACAGGAAUGAGGGGAGUGAGAUUUGGUCUCUGUGCCUUUGGUCCCUGUGUUAAGGCUUCAGGGGAGAGUCCUGUCUUCUGCCCAUGGAGAGUAAAGGGAACAGUGUGGAAGCUGAGUGUGAGAAGAGGCAUCCUUUGGCAGAGCUCUGGGAAGUGAAAUUUUCUGCUUGUGGGUAGAAUGGGCAGACAACUUCAUGUGCAAUGGGAGUCUUGGGCUGAAGAGUCUUGUGUGGGAAAGUGUGUCAGAGGACCAAGAUAACCUUUGUUAGAGAUAGGAGGUGAUGUAUAGUCACCUAUAGAGGCUUUACAGGUCAUCAGGUGAAGUGUAUGAAGAGCUUGUUUACGCACACAGUCCCACAGUUCUGUUUUUAUUACCACCUAGAGAGAUACGGGCCCGAACCAUCACCCUUCAUUUUACACUUAUUCUUUGUGAGCAAAAAACCACUAAGAUGGUGGUGAAUGUCCUCGCAUAUUCAUGUGCCUUACUCCUACCCAUUGCAAGACACCACAAUUAAAGCUUAUUUUCUCGUCCUACCUUGAUGAACCACAGGGCUGCUGGAUUUCCAGCAUCUUUUUGCAGUGGGAAGAGGGUCAUAGAGUUUGCUAAGCAGGUAGAACAGAAGAUGACACAGAGGGACCAGCAUCUUGCAGUGUGCACAGAGAAGGUAUACAGUAUUCCUGUACAGUCAACAGUACAGGUGGAAGGCAGGAAACUGUGCUGUGGGACUCACAGUGUGAGCACGUUGUCAGUUCUGCACCGAGACAUUCCCGGCCUCUGGCUGUUGCUAAGAGGAUGAGGACUGUGGGAAGUACUGUGUGUUUGUAGGAAAGGUCGUUCCCAAGUGUAGCAUUGGCAAUGAAGUUCCCUCUGUAUAUCCAGAAUUAGUGAAUUUCAGGACUACUGUUGGAAAAGUAGUGGUGGCAAUUUAGCCGUUGAUGUUUAAUUCCAGCUUCUCUCUCUGUAAAUGGAAGCUAAUGUACCUUGGCCUCUUUCAGGUUAAUGUCAUUUGCUGUCAAUUUUUUAGUGAUUAUUACAUAUAAUCUAGUGUUAACAAUACAUUUUUGCCCAGGAUUAAACUUAAAAAGAUUGUGGGUUUGUCUUGUUAGUUGUUGUGGUAUUUUACUUAAUUUUCACAUUGUUGCAGGUUGGUGCCUCUUUUUUUGUGGUGCAGAAUUUGUUCUGUGUGAAAGUUCCCAUGCUUGUCAGAGCCAGGAUACCUGACUUCUCUUUCACAGAUUGACAGAAUAUUCUGAGUUGGAAGGGACCCACUCUUUAAACAAACGUACAAGGAUCAAACCCACGAUCUGCCAGUGAUUGGUGCUCAGCUUAUUUUGAGCCUUUCUUCUUUGCUGCAGUAACAUUUUUAGUUUUCCUGGCAUUUUCUUCUGUUUCUAAUUUUGCAUAUGCACUCCCCAGCCAGGAGGAAAGAUUUUGGCUGAUUUCCUAUUUGAUAGCUGAGCAGGUGCUCAGGUCAGCCAAUGGAGACUGUGAUUGAAGUCAGCUGUAGUUGAAGCUUUCUGGGACUCUUGGCACUUGGCAGGUUCUGAGGUUCUUGAAAUGGAAACAGCUGUCCCGACUCCAGCGGAGUGUCAUUCUCUUCCUGUUUGCGUUCUUGGCACUGUGUGGAGCAAUUUCAUACACAAGCAUGGGGGAAACAUGGAAAAGUAUAACAAACAAAUCGUUGGAUGAUCAGAGAAAAGAACAAGAAAUUCCUAGAUUGAAACUGGCAAAUCCAGCUGUUCUACCAGCACCCCAGAAAGCAGAUGCCAACCAUAGAGACUACCCUGAGCUUUCACUGCAGAAACCACCAAAACUGCCUCAUGUUCGUCGUGGUCCUUCCAAUCUUCAGAUCAAGGCACCACAAAGAGACACGAGGCUGAAGACCCGACAUGAUACCAUGAGGGCUGUAGAAGAGCUGGUCGAAGUGCAUAAAGUAGAGAAAACUGAGAAAUCCAUUAUCAGCUGGAGAGGAGCAGUGAUAGAACCUGACCAAAGCACUGAACCACCAUCCAGUAAAAUAAUGGAACCAGAAAAACCUUCAUCUGUGGAAGCUGAAGACCGGAAAGAAGCAGUGCCCAUCAAUGAGCGCCAGCUGGCUGUGAUUGAAGCCUUCCGCCAUGCCUGGAAAGGUUACAAGGAUUUUGCCUGGGGUCAUGAUGAGCUGAAGCCUUUGUCCAAGUCCUACAGCGAGUGGUUUGGACUUGGGCUUACCUUAAUUGACGCCUUGGAUACCAUGUGGAUUUUAGGCUUAAAAGAAGAGUUUGAAGAAGCAAGAAAAUGGGUAGCAAAUGAUUUAGUAUUUGAUAAAAAUGUGGAUGUGAACCUGUUUGAGAGCACUAUCCGUAUCCUGGGUGGCUUGCUGAGCACCUACCACCUCUCUGGAGAUAGCCUUUUCCUGGAAAAAGCUAAAGACAUUGGAAACAGGCUUAUGCCAGCAUUCAAGACCCCCUCCAAGAUACCAUAUUCUGAUGUCAACCUUGGUCGGGGUACUGCACAUCCCCCUCGCUGGACAUCUGACAGCACUGUGGCAGAGGUGACCAGCAUUCAGUUGGAGUUCAGGGAGCUCUCUCGUCUGACUGGAGAUGAGAAAUUCCGGAAGGCUGUAGAUGAGGUGAUGAAGCAUGUUCACAUCCUCUCAGGGAAAAAUGAUGGCCUAGUGCCUAUGUUCAUCAACACCAACAGUGGGCAGUUCACCCACCUGGGAGUCUACACUCUGGGAGCCAGAGCUGACAGCUACUACGAGUAUCUGCUCAAGCAGUGGAUUCAGGGUGGAAAGAAAGAAAAUGAACUGUUGGAAGACUAUACGAGAGCCAUAGAAGGAGUGAAAAAGCAUCUUCUUCAGAGAUCAGAACCCAAGAAGCUUACUUUUGUCGGAGAGCUUGCUCAUGGCCACUUCAGUGCCAAGAUGGAUCACUUGGUUUGCUUCUUGCCGGGUACUUUAGCACUGGGAGCUCACAAUGGACUGGCUGCUGAUCACAUGAAAUUGGCUGAAACUCUUAUAGAAACAUGCUACCAGAUGUAUGCUCAAGUAGAGACAGGCCUGAGCCCAGAAAUUGUACACUUCAAUCUCCAUGCACAGAAGGGCCACAAGGAUAUAGAAAUCAAGCCUGCAGACAGGCACAAUUUAUUGCGACCAGAAACUGUGGAAAGUCUUUUUUAUAUGUACAGAUUCACUGGUGAUAAGAAAUACCAAGACUGGGGCUGGGAAAUCUUGCAGAAUUUCAACAGAUACACCAGGGUUCCUACUGGUGGUUAUACUUCCAUUAACAACGUUCAGAAUCCCAGUAAUCCAGAGCCACGGGAUAAAAUGGAGAGUUUCUUCCUUGGGGAAACACUUAAAUACAUGUUUCUGCUGUUCUCAGAUGACACAGACUUAAUCAACCUUGACAAAUACAUCUUUAACACAGAGGCUCAUCCACUCCCUAUCUGGGUACCAGCAUAGACUCUGCAUCAGUGGAUCUUCCAGUGGUGGCAUUUUUAUCUUCAAGUCACUUUACUUUUCAGGGUUUGAGGAGAGAUGCUAUAAUGCACCUUUUUUGACUUCAAACAACAGACAAAAGCUUGGAAAAAGCAUUUCUGGUGUGAAGAAAUCAUGUCAGUCUUAAAUCUAAUCUCUGGUUCUGGGAUGGGCAAAGCUGUGCCAUAUGAAGCUGGUUUCCCUGGUACUGGUGAUGUGGUUCAGGAGGUAAUAGUAGUGUGGACCAUGACAUUCUCGGGGCUCUGAUGACCCACUUAACUGACGGUUCACUUAGUCAUUGUUACUAAAUGCUCAUUAAUUAUUGGGAAUGCAGCGAAUUGGCUUAGGGCACAGCAUUGUUCCUGGAGAGUAGGAAUAAGCCUCUAGUUUUGUGGUUUAUUCUGGAUUUGCUGAAACACUGGAUUACAGAGCCAUUCCUUUGUCAAACUGACAGUGGUUCAGAUGCAAUGUGGAAUAAAUAGAGUUGUAGUGCUGUCCCAGGGAGAAGCUGUCAGUAUUGCUGCUGGUACUCUGAUCUCAUUCCAAACUCCCAAGAUAUGCUGCAUCAUGGUAGGAGAAGAAAGAGGCAGUAGAGCAUCUGUUGUAUAGUGUCUUAGUUUUGUAGAGCACUUGGAACAGUAUUCAAGUUGUGGCUGAAAUGAAUGAUGAAAGAGAAUUUGCUGCUGGUUUAGCUCAAGGUGGUAUAUAAUUUUGUAGAAGUAUUGCAGUUUUAUAACUUCCAUGCAGGAAAGCAGGAGAUAAUGUGAAAUGCAAGUAAAACUACACAUGCAUUUUAUAUCUUAUUUGCAUCAGUUAGACUCAGGUAUUCUGACUGAAAGCUGCUUUCAGCUUUUCAGAGGUUGGGCACUGGGAAAGCUUGUGAGUGUAUUAGGUAUCAGCCUUCUUCCAUCCCUUCCUGUUCAGAUAUCACAUCAUGGGGUUUUGUUGACUCAAAACAAGCUUACAGCUGUACAGCAAAGUUCUUGUUUUUCGAUAUUUCUUGGGCCAUGGAGAAAUUGUCAGUUAUUUUUGUCCUUAGGAGUACAGUGGGUAUUUUGAGCAGGAAUGUUACAAGCAGACAGUCUUACAGCAGUUCUAGGCCCCAGUAGAAUUGGAGAAAUUAAUUUCAGUUAUUGAAGACAAAGUAGACUGAGGUUUUUUUAAGAAUCUUACAGGAGCUCUGUGAUCUUCUAUUUUUGUAUGUACACACAUACAGAUUUUAAGCCAUGAAUUUGGAAAUUAACUUUCUAGAGUGCUUUUCUUUUUGGAUUUGGACUUGGACAGUCCUGUAUUCAUGGAUAGGAUCUCAGAAAUGUGAUUAUUCAUAUUUCCAGAAGAGGUUGGUCUCAGUGGAAGUCUCUUUCCCCCAUGGCAGUGGAUGUUAUUUAGUGGAGACUGGGGCAGGGCCAGUCCCCACUAAAUCCAGGGGUCCCUGGCCAUUAAUGGAACUGACUGAAUUUGACUCUAAUCGUUCAUUUUCCAGUGGCUGAGGGAGGUAUUUUAUAAUAAUUGUAAUCUUUGAUUUGUAAAGUAAGAUGCAUCUUUAUUUCUUUUAUGCUGAUCCAUUCUGUUUACUGGAGUUACAAGUUACUUUUGGGACCACUAUUUAAGUCUUUUAUAUAAUAUUUAUCAUUCCAUGUACUAAUGGAAAUGGAGAAAUUUUAGGAAUUAUUUAAAUGCACAUUCUUCUGUCAUCAGAGGGACCCUGUCCUGGGAUUGACAGGACAUAACUAGUCAGUGCAGAAUGUUAUUGUUCCUCCCGUUCACAUGCCAGCAGUAACUGAGAACAAGCUUCUCACUUAGAAUUGCAGUGGAAUCCUGUCACUAUGGCCACUGGCUACACAAACAAUUUGCUGCCAGGGCUUCUGGUUUCUUUGGCACAACAACAAAUGAGGAUAGUGCAGCAGAAAUGUGGAAGGAAGCACCUUCAGUUUUUUUGUUCAUGAAGCAGGUUUGUGCUGCUGAGAAGCUGAGUUUUGGCUAAAAGCUAAAGGCUUAAAAUUGGAGACUAAAGAAAAAAAUUAAAAAUAUAAAUUCAGUGACACUACCCAGGUCCUACUGACCUGUGUUGCUUUGGCUGUGUGCCUUUGAACAAAGCCAGUUUUGAACCUUUAAUUAUGACUGUGCUAUGGAUUGUAAAACUUCGAGGGUUUGGUGUUUCACCAGAGAGCUGCCUGACUGAGGCAAGACAGAUGUCUUAGAAAAUAGAGUACAUAUAAAUGCUUACCAAAAAUCUUCUGGUUUUGAAAUUGUAUGCAAGUCUUAAUGUAAUUGAUUCUACAAAUGGGACUAUGGGAGCCUGUGUGAUACUUUGCCUUACGAUUGGCUUGGGAGUAAUAAUUCAUUUCCUAAUGAGAUGAAGGAGAGAAGAAUAAACUGUCACUUUCGCAAA
This is a messenger RNA of Taeniopygia guttata (zebra finch), 6175 nucleotides long. NCBI's taxonomy places the organism in Eukaryota, Metazoa, Chordata, Aves, Passeriformes, Estrildidae. The record is from RefSeq and is a predicted model, not a curated record.